Messenger RNA from Sphaerodactylus townsendi, 992 nucleotides. Its product is annotated as G-protein coupled receptor 39-like. Gene Ontology annotation, biological process: G protein-coupled receptor signaling pathway. Gene Ontology annotation, molecular function: G protein-coupled receptor activity. NCBI's taxonomy places the organism in Eukaryota, Metazoa, Chordata, Lepidosauria, Squamata, Sphaerodactylidae. The transcript is spliced from 2 exons. Bases 80 to 967 code for a protein of 295 amino acids. The record is from RefSeq and is a predicted model, not a curated record. Gene Ontology annotation, cellular component: membrane.
CUAAAAUACAGAAAAGAAACAACACUGUGAAGAAAUCAUUGUAUUAACUUCCUGAUAAAAUUUGUAAUUAGUUCUACUCAUGGCCACACAAAAUGGCCAGACAGAUUGUUGGGAUAUCAUUGAUGACAGCCACGUCCCGGAGUUUGAGGUGGCCCUGUGGAUCAAGAUCACCCUUGCGCUGCUCUACGUCAUCAUCUUUGUGGCAGGCGUCUUGGGCAACAGCAUCACCAUCCAUACUACCAGAGUGCUGCAGAAGAAAGGUUACCUGCAGAAAGAAGUUACAGACCACAUGGUCAGUCUGGCCUGCUCAGAUCUACUAGUCAUCUUCCUGGGCAUGCCUGUAGAGUUCUUCAGCAUGAUAUGGAGCCCAUUUUCUACUCCUAAAGGUGAUCUCGCUUGUAAGCUGUACUGGUUCAUUUUUGAGGCCUGCAGCUAUGCUACAGUACUGCAUGUGGCCACUCUAAGCUUUGAAAGAUACAUUGCCAUUUGCCACCCUUUCAAGUUCAAAGCUACAUCUGGACCCUGCAAAGUGAAGAUACUUAUUACCUUUGUCUGGAUUACAUCAGUCUUGGUGGCCCUACCUCUCCUCUUUUCCAUGGGCACAGAAUACCCCUUAGAAGCAAUCCAGGGCCAUCGUGGGUUGGUUGCCUGCAGUAAGCCCCAAGGGAGGCACCACAUGCCUGACCUAAAGCUAAAUGUGACUAUCUGCACCAGUUUAUCAUCAAAAUGGAAAGUCUUCCAGACUGGUAUCUUCAGUGCCUUGAUUGUGUAUGUUGUGGUAUUGGCAUCUGUAGCCUUUAUGUGUCGGAAAAUGAUGAAAACCCUGAUGCUUCACAAACAAGGAACCUUAGCGGUAAAAGCAGAGAGGGACAAACAACACCAGUACCUAAGGAAAACUGAAAAUCCAGACAGCAGAAGUUCCAGGAAACAGACCAUCCUUUUUCUAGGUAAGAUCCCAUUAGGCUGAAGGAGGAUUUUGUGGUAGAAAAGGC